GCUUUCAGAUGGGAAGCCAGAAAGCUUCAGAAAGAGAGAGGUACAUGACGGGCAUCUGCAGGACCCAGGAAGACAAUGAGGUACAUGGUUGGUGGCAGGAGGGGAAGGCGACAUACAACAUUGUUUUCAGGGCUGGAGGGUGGAUGGAUUUCAGCAGGGGUGACUUUUCAGACGAGAGAAAAGGCAAGCGACAGGUGACACGCCAGCAGCCUUUCUCAAACUGUGGGUCCCCAGAUGUUCUUGAACUACAACUCCCGAAUUUUCAAUAUGGUUUUGCAAGUAUCCUUUAAACACCUUCCAGAACUCAGAACUCCUAUUAGAAUAAACAAGUUCCAUUUUAAAUACUGAAAUACUAAAUAAGACGGAUAACAAUGUGUAACAGAAAAAGAAGCAUGAAAUUAGGUUAAAGGUGUGUGAAAGAAAGUAAUAGAAGUGGAAAGAAAUUGCAAUUGAGUAGAUUGGAAGUCUAACACAAAGGUGGGGUGAGGGGUGGUGGACGGUGAUGGGAAAAGGAAUUAUCUGUGAAUUAGAAAUAAAAAAUUAAAAAAAGAACUACAACUCCCAUCACCCCUAGCUAGCAAGGCCAGAGCUCAGGGAUGAUGGGAGUUGUAGUCCAACAACAUCUGGGGACCCACAGGUUGAGAACCGCUGUAGAGGUUUCUAGCAUUGUGUAAGCAUAGAGAGUUUUUUCGCCUCCCUCCCUCCCGACGCUAGGCCUCGUGAACAUCCAACGAGGCUGAAGGUUCGAAGAUUCGGGACAGAUAAAAGAAAGUGCUUCUUUCAUGGGUCACAAAGUCGGAACUACAGAACUUACUGCCACAUGAAGCAGCGAUGGCCGCCAUUUUGGACGGCUUUAAAAGAAGAUUGGGUGAAUUCAUGGAGGAUACGUCUAUCCAUGGCUAAUAGCCGCAAUGCCCAAUGCUCUGUCUUCAUGCUCGUGGCAGUCAGGCUUCUGCUGGAAACCAUGGCGAGGGAGAGGGGUCUUGUGCUUGAAUCCCGCUUGCGGGUUUCCCCGGAUAGCUCAGCCAGUAGAAGAAGAGGCUCUUAACCUCUGGGUUGUGGGUUUGAGCCCUGUGUUGGGGAAAAGAUUUCUGCACUGUAGAGGGUUGGACUAGAUCAUGGGUAGGCAAACUAAGGCCCGGGGGCCGGAUCCGGCCCAAUUGCCUUCUAAAUCCGGUCUGGGGGCAGUCCGGGAAUCAGCGUGUUUUUAUAAGAGUAGAAUGUGUCCUUUUAUUUAAAAUGCAUCUCUGGGUUAUUUGAGGGGCAAAGGAAUUCAUUCAUUAUUUUUCCCCAAAAUAUAGUCCAGCCCCCCACAAGGUCUGAGGGACGGUGGACCGACCCCCUGCUGAAAAAGUUUGCUAUAAUAUCCUAGUCACUAGAUGACCCCUGGGGUCCUUUCAAAUCCAGCAAUUCUACGCUUAUUUUAUCUGGUUGGCCACUGUGAGAAGAAGGAUGCUGGAGCAAAGGGGUCUUUGGCCUGAUCCAGUGUUCUUAUGUUCUUGAUGGAAAGCGGGGUGGGAAGGCAGGAGUUUUUAGCUGCCUGUGUCUUAGGGAAGCCCGGGCAACUGGUCCAUCAACUCAGCAUUUUCUGCUGCAUUAGUGGUUCUCUGGGGUUUUGAGCGGCAGUCUCUCCCAGCCCUACUGGGACAUAUAAUCGCAGAAUUGUAGAGUUGGAAGCAACCCUGAGGAUCAUCUAGUCCAACCCCCUGCAAGACAGGCAUACAGUGGUACCUCGGGUUAAGUACUUAAUUCGUUCCAGAGGUCCGUUCUUAACCUGAAACUGUUCUUAACCUGAAGCACCACUUUAGCUAAUGGGGCCUCCCGCUGCUGCUGCGCUGCUGGAGCACGAUUUCUGUUCUCAUCCUGAAGCAAAGUUCUUAACCCGAGGUAAUAUUUCUGGGUUAGCGGAGUCUGUAACCUGAAGCAUAUGUAACCCGAGGUACCACUGUAAUAAUAAUAAUAAUAACAACAAGAACAAUUUAUUAUUUAUACGCUGCCCAUCUGGCUGCGUUUCCCCAGCCUCUCUGGGCGGCUCCCAACAGAGUAUUAAAAACAUGAUAAAAAAUAUGAUAAAUGUACGACUUUCCCCUAUGAGGAUCAAACCUGCAACCUUGGCCUUAUCAGCUGAGCUGCCUGUGGCAGAUUUCAGGAAUAGAACCUGCAUGCAAAGGAGAUGAUCUACCAGUAAUAACAAACAAACAAACAAACAAACAAACAAACAAACAAAUAAUAAUAAUUUAUUUAUACCCUGCCCAUCUGGCUGAGUUUCCCCAGCCACUCAGGGCGGCUCCCAAUCAAAUGUUAAAAACAGUACAGCAUUAAAUAUUAAAAACUUCCCUAAACAGGGCUGCCUACCAGUGACCUACUGCCCCUCAAAGGUCCAAGAGACUGCCUUCGGUGGCGUGGCUCAGCUGUGGGAUAAAGAGGGGGCAUGGUUCGAGGACCCACGAUGACAGCCACCUUGCUUAGUCCCCCCCCCCCCCAAAAAAACGUAAAAUGCUUUGUGCGCCGCCCGGGAAUCGAACCCAGAUCGCAAGAAUGGGAAUCUUGCAUGAUACCACUACACCAGCAGCGCUGGCGACAGCUGCCUCCCUGAAGCUUAAAGGGGUUUGUGUCCGGUCAGAGCUUGGAUGGGGAGACUGCCUGGGAAACUCAUGCAUACAGCCUUGAAUUUUAUGAUGGGAAAAGGCAGGACAUAAAGGUGCGAAAGAAAAAGAAAAUGGUUUUGGAGCACCUGCAGUUAUGCCCUUCGCUCUCCUUUCCUCCUAAAAUAUCCACAUCUAAGCCAGAAUUUACAGGUACAGUGGUACCUCGGGUUAAGAACUUAAUUCGUUCUUAACCUGAAACUGUUCUUAACCAGAGGUACCACUUUAGCUAAUGGGGCCUCCCGCUGCCGCCGCCGCGCAAUUUCUGUUCUCAUCCUGAGGUAAGGUUCUUAACCCGAGGUACUAUUUCUGGAUUAGCUGAGUCUGUAACCUGAAGCGUCUGUAACCCGAGGGACCACUGUACAGCUUUUCGGUGGGAGCACGGCCGCAGAAUCAGCUCUGCCCCUCCCUCCUCCUUCUCAAAAACUAAAUUUGGGACGGAUUGCAAUUGAUGAGAACUGUCCCACCAACAAGAGGCCCAAAACACUUUAAAAUCCUUUGGAUGAAGGGCCUAAAGCCUGGGUAAUGAAAGAAUGCUUUUGCCUGGCAAUUAAAGAACUCCCAGUGGCUACACGGUGGCAAAGAGAAAAUACUUCGCACAUGCUCAAAGGAACGCCGCUGAUUGUUCAAAUCCUCAUGUGACAAGACUGCAGCUGGAAACCGCAGUCCGGGGCGAAGCUAGGAGUUGAAUUAAGCGUGGGAGGGGGGCAAAUUUCAACCUCAGCAUUUCCACAACACGUAGGGCUGGGUAUUCCCAGAGUGGUUUAACAUUCAAUUCCUCUUCACGGGAAGCUCUGGGAAUGGGAGAGGAAUAGAGGUCUUUUUGCUUCAGGAUGAGAACAGAAAUUUUGAUUGUGCUUGGAUUAUUCUGAUUAUGCACAGGGCGAGUCCCUUAAAAGAGGCCCCAUGGAUACACAGUGCACAUGUUGUUCCACGGAACUUCUUUUAAAAGACUCACCCUGUAUUUUGUGCUUUUAUUAUUUUGAUUAUGCAUUUUGUGCUUUUGUUAUUUUGAUUGUGUAUUUUGUGCUUCAUAUAUUGUAACUUUGGCCUACGGGUAUAGGAUGGCAUACGAAUCAAUAAUAAUAAUAAUAAUAAUAAUAAUAAUAAUAAUAAUAAUAAAUAGAAGUGGCAUCACGGCACUUUAAAUGUAUGGUCGUAAACGUGGUCCGAGCGACUCUCCCCCUUCCCACUCUGGAAAAUGCCAUUCUCAGCUUGCAUGAGGCCCUUUCUUCUUCCUGAAAGCUGGGGAAUUACAUUUUGCCACUGCCUCCAUCCAUCCAGCCACCCACUGCUUCCCCUCCCCUGCACAUCUCAGAAGUGGGGUUCCCCUGGGGCUCUCUCCCCCCUGACCACAGAAAAAAAAAAUCCCUGACACUUGAUGUCAUCCGGUGACAAAGCUGAGUGGAAUAAACGUUGGCUGCGUCUGGGGGGAGAAACUGUGAUCUCCUCGCAUGACUGGCAGGAAUGUUGGGGGAAACCCAGAAUGUUUGAACUGCAGCCUGAGUAACUAAAAACAAGGGGGAACCCAAAGCGAGACUCCCAGGUACAACAGUGGGAGCCAGGGAGGGGAUGCAAAAUGGCUGUAAUCAUUUGCAGAGGAUCUACCCUAUACUGCGCUUGUGGCAGUUAAAAACCUCUGGCAGCGGCUGAACGGAAAGGAAUCUGGCAACACGGCCAGCAGUCUAACUCUGUUGAUAGAUAGAUAAAACUUUAUUCGCAUUAGCCAAUGGCCAUAGCAACAGUAAAACAUUACAGUGUGCGCAGAAAACGCAAUUUGAUAUAAGAGCACAAUGUAAAGUCCUGAAUCAGCCGUCAGUUAGUGGCCCUUAUUCUGAUUGCCCCGGCUACGAACCUAGCAACCUUUGCUGUUAUCUGCUCAUUUUGAUCUGAUAUAAGAAAAGGACAUUGUGGCAGUGGUUGAGUGCCCUGGGAUGGUUAGUAGGAGCGGGGUGAUGAUCUCAUCCCUCAGGUCUUUGUAGAGAGUACAAGACAGGAGGACGUGUGCCGCUGUUUCGGUGCUACCAUCUCCACAGGGGCAAAGACGUUUCUCAGGCGGGAUCUUUUGGAAACGACCCUCAAGUACCGCAGAUGGCAAAACAUCCAGUCUUGCAAGUGUAAAAGCACAUCUGUAUUUUGGGACAAGAAGUUUGUGCAGAUAUGGGGCCAGGGAAUCAAAACGAAGGGGUGGAAAAUGAACAUACCGAGGGCAGAAUUUCCUUAUAGUGGCCAGGUUGUUCUGAUGCUCGAUAUCUUUUAGACGUUGACCAGUUAGACUGUUUGCUUUAGUAGGGCCCAUGGUGAGUAGGUGUUGUGGGAAUAGGACACAAGAGUUUUUGAUAGACGGUUUUAAGCCAGGCACUUUUAUGAGAGUCUUGAAGUACCAGGGAUAGUAAACCGGGAGGGAUUUGAGUUUAGGCGGAGCCAGAAGUUAAGAGUUCUUUGCCAAGUCCGUACUUCUAUAGAAGGGAGACUUGCCUCCAGUCUCAAUGAUGCGUUUGGGACGCAUGGCGGUACAGGAAAAAAUCUGCCUUAGAAACUUUGAUUGAGCAGUUUCCAAAGUGCUAAGGUGGUCCAAAUCUGAGCCCCAUAUAGUAGCUGUGCUAGGGGUUUAGCUUGGAAGACUUCUAGGGCUUAAAUAUAUCCACCUCGAGGGGCAGUAAAGAGAAAGGCAAAGUAGGAACAAUCAAGGCAAAGCCCCAGUCUAUAUCUGAGAAGGAAACCUCGAACCAGAGCUCUGAAACAAACAUAACAAUGGAAGUAACUUCCCAGAGCCCUGGAAAGAUAUCAACUGUCAACACGGGUAGUAGAGAGGUGGUGACGCAUAAUAUCGAUGGGAACAUACUAAAGGUCCGGCAAUUUUCGAUCCAGAAAAAAGGCUGGAGCCUAACUCCACUGAGGGAAGUGGAGGUUGUCCCCUUCUUCCCUGGCAGAGAGGUGGGACGCCAUUUUUUGAUUCACCUCAGGCAACAGAAUGUCUUGGGCUGGCCCUGCUGCCACCGCACCAGUUGCUGAUGCAGGCCAAUGGCCACGAGAGCUAAGUGGAGCCUCAGAGGCACCAUACUGUCAGACAAUAAGAGAUGGGCAUUUUCUUCCUGUCUUGCUCAAAGUAUCAGGUUGGCCACUGUGAGAAGCAGGAUAUUGGACUAUGUAGGCCUGAGUUGGUGGGAGUGGUCUUGACCUUUCUUUUCUUUACUUUCUUGCCUUGCAGCUGUGAAAUGUCCUCACCGGAAUGCCUGAAGGAGAAAGGAAUUGAGCUCCUCACCCAUUUUGACAAGGUGGGUCUUAAGGAGAUGAUAGAUGGUAGGUAGGUAGGUAGGUAGGUAGGUAGGUAGGUAGGUAGAAGAAGAAGAGUUUGGAUUUGAUAUCCCACUUUAUCACUACCCGAAGGAGUCUCAAAGCAGCUAACAUUCUCCUUUCCCUUCCUCCCCCACAACAAACACACUGUGGGGCUGAGAGACUUCAGAGAAGUGUGACUAGCCCAAGGUCACCCAGCAGCUGCAUGUGGAGGAGCGGGGAUGUGAACCCGGUUCACCAGAUUACGAGUCUACCGCUCUUAACCACUAUACCACACUGGCUGUAGGUAGGUGUAGGUGUAGGUGGGUCCCCAUGAGACAAGACACAGUGAUAACAGCAAGAACCUUUAUUGAAGAAACAGAACUGGACAACAGGGGCAAAGCAACUGCUUAUAGACAUUUCUGAAGGCCUGGGCCACUCCCACUCCCAGCGUGAUUGGCUGACCAAACUUCCAAGCUGCAAAUCAUAAGUCAGAGUUUAAGGGCCAGAGGCAGAGACCCAAAUCCUGAAAUGUUCUGUGAUUGGAUAUCAUGUAUUGAAUCAGAACACAGGGGCUCAGAAUCCGUAGUCCAGACUCAAGCUCAGGCAAACACAAACCACUGAAUACAUAACAGAUUACAUAGAUAGAUAGAUGAUAGAUAGACAGAUAGAUAGAGUGGUGCCUCGCAAGACGAAAAUAAUCCGUUCCGCGAGUCUCUUCGUUUAGCGGUUUUUUCGUCUUGCGAAGCAACCCUAUUAGCGUCUUAGCGGAUUAGCGCUAUUAGCGGUUUAGCGGCUAUUAAAGGCUUAGCGGUUUAGCGGCUAAAAGGCUAUUAGCGGCUUAGCGGCUUAGAAAAAGGGGGGGAAAGCGGGGGGAAAUCGCAAGACUCGCAAGACGUUUUCGUCUUGCGAAGCAAGCCCAUAGGGAAAUUCGUCUUGCGAAGCGCAUCGAAAAAUGGAAAACCCUUUCGUCUAGCGGGUUUUUCGUCUUGCGAGGCAUUCGUCUUGCGGGGCACCACUGUAGAUGAUAGAUAGAUGAUAGAUAGAUAGAUAGAUAGAUAGAUAGAUAGAUAGAUAGAUAGUUACACUUCUCCUCCCUGCGAACACAAAUGAAUGGCUGUAGGCAGUUGCGGAGGAACCCUCUCCGGCACCUGGGACAGGGCAGACCGUAUGGAGUGCGCAUGUGCAGCAUCGUGUACGGUUGCCGUGCGAGAGGCAGCCAGUGUGGUUGGCGUGCAAGCAGCGCCCAUGGCCGCUCUACAGCUGGGGAGGGGCAGGAGCCAUCUUGUCACUAAUGAGGGUGUGGGAGAGAUAUAAAGAUCUAAUAGAACAAAAAAACACCUUGGUGGACAAAAAAUAGAAGAAAAGACAGUGGCUGGGGAAGCCCAGCCAGAUGGGCGGGGUAUAAAUAAUAAAUUAUUAUUAUAAUUAUGACUUCACCAAUUGAAGCUUCGUUACUUAAACCGCUUGGCGAAAAAGGGAAGUGGCCUACCUAUAGAGAUUUGCUGAAGGAUCAAGAAGGAAAUUAAAAGAUUAUGAGGAAAUAAAAGAUCGUUUUCAGAGUUGGUUACACUAUAGACAAUUACAUGAGAUGUACAAGGAAGACAACCCCAACCUCUCUCACCACCAAAGGAACACAAGUGAACAACACAAGCACGCUGACACCAAACUCUACAUACAUUGAGCAUAAUAGAUACACCGCUACCCGACCCCACCCCCAUCCAUCUCCCCUCCCUCCACCCCCUUUCUUUUUUUCCCUUUUUUUUCUUCUCCCCCUAAUGCCUCAACAAAUGAAACGGAUUUGUAAAAAUGUUAUAUGGGAAAAAAAAUACGAGGCAUUACACUUACACUGUAAAACAAGAAAACCCUUAAUAAAAUAUUUAAAAAAAACAAAAACAAGAAAGGGUUUAGUUAUACAACUUCUAGAUUUCAAAAGGAAGUUAUAGAAGAAGUGAAGCUGCUGAAGAAAGCAUAUACAGUGGUACCUCGGGUUACAGACACUUCAGGUUACAAACUCCGCUAACCCAGAAAUAGUACCUCAGGUUAAGAACUUUGCUUCAGGAUGAGUACAGAGGCCCCAUUAGCUAAAGUUCUCAGGUUAAGAACAGUUUUAGGUUAAAAAUGGAUCUCCAGAACGAAUUAAGUUCUUAACCCGAGGUACCACUGUAGUAUCUUGCUAGAAUGGGAAACAAAAGAUGAGGAGGUCAAAUUAGUCAUGAUCAAAUGGGCACAAUAUAUAGGACAUAAUAUACAAUUUGAGGACUGGGGAAAACUGAGGAAAAUAGUUUUAAAAUUUGCAGACUGUUCUCUUUUGAAAGAAAACUAUAUGAAAAUGAUGUAUAGAUGGUAUAGAACACCAGUACAGAUAGCAAAAAUGUAUAAAACUGGGUCAAACACAUGUUGGAAAUGUAAAGAAAAAGAAGGUACUUUUUAUCAUAUGUGGUGGGAAUGCAGAGAAGUUAAAAAAAAUGGGAAAUGAUAUAUAAUGAAUUGAAAAAAAAUGUUUAAUUUGACAUUUGUAAAAAAAAACCAGAAACAUUUUAGUUAGCGAUUGUAGGACAAGACCUGCCAAGAAAAAUAAAGAACUUAUUUAUGUAUGCUACAGCAGCCGCGAGAGUCUUGUUAGCACAAGGAUGGAAGAAUGAGGAAAUCCCAACGAAAGAACAGUGGCAAGAAAAAUUGAUAAGCUAUGCGGAAUUGGCCAAAUUGACAUAUAAACUGCGUGAAAAGGACAACAGUGACGUCAAGGGAGAAUGGAAACUUUUUACAAAUUACUUUAAAAGUCAACAAAAUUAUUUGGACUCCUUGACAGGUUUUGAAUAAACACCCACAAAUUUAUUAGUUGAACACAGGACAGAUAAGGCAAGGAUAUGUACAAUUUUAUAAUAUGCAGAGAACAAAAUGUGCAAAGAAAUCAGAGAGGGGAGCUGAGGGAAGUCCUUGGUGGGAGGGAAAUAAUGUGACUGAUUAUGUGGACUGAUAUUUUGUUAUGCUGAAAUUGCUUAAUAAAAAUACUUCAAAAAAAAACACAACAAAAUGACAAUGGGCGAUGCUCUCCUGCAGGUUAGCCUUCGAUAUCAGCAGGCUCACGACGAACAAGUAGAUGGAACCAUGGCAUCCCAGCACUCUCACCUGCUCGGGGCUUUGCAACAGUUAUCGGGUCUGGACAAGCUGUGGGAGAGGCUAAAGUCUGACCUUCCGUGUAAGCAGAAGCUGGGCGAGCUGGAAACACGGCAGAAGACCUUGGAGAACAUUGUCUCGGUUUUGAGUCGGGAGCUGGGCAGGAGAGAGGAGGCCCCUGCAAAUGCCCUCCGAGAAGCCAUGGCCAGGAUCCUUUACCUGGAGGAGAAGGUAGGAGAAAGUCUCAUGCAGACCGCAGCUUGGAAAGACUAGGAUUCACUCUCAGGAAACACUGGAGUAGGAACAGGGAGCCUAUGGGCCUGCAGAUUUUCUUGGGCUAUGACUCCCCUGUUCCCUGACCAUUGGCUAUGCUGGUGCAAACUGGAUAUCUGGCCAUAUCUAGAAGGAUGCACUUGUCCCCACAACAGACCUUCUGCAAUUUUAUUUAGCAUUUUGUUUUGUUUUGGUCAUUAAAAAAAUUAUUUAAUCAUUUUUUCAAUACAAACAACAACCGCAAAACCACAUACAACAAAAACCACCAUAACACAAUUUGACAUUUCAGAUUUGAAUACAUUGAUAUACCUAUGACUACACCUUUUUAACAAUAUUUCCCCACCUCUCUCUCCGCCCCCCCCCCCAACUUCCCACCACUAUCCGCCUUAUCGCUUUAAUAUUCCUUCCGGAUUCCUUCAUAUUUAUCCAGUCUUAAUUUGCUUCGACAUGCGAUUCGUUCGUAUGUAGCUAAUCUGUCCAUAUUAUCAAUCCGUGUGCUCGAUGGAAUCUUUUUGCGGCUCUUCCAGUUCAGCAAAACAAGUUUUUUUGCUUCUAAUAUAGCACGGUACACCCAUUGUUAUAUAGCAUUUGUUGGCAUCCAUCUGUCUUAGGAGACAAUGGAGUGCGUCUCCGGGGGUGAAGUCAAACGGCUGCGUUAGCAAAGUGACCUUUUCGGAACGCAAACUUGGGCAGUGUGUAUGGAGGUCCUGGGCUGGCCAGAUGACAAGUCCCUGCUCUCAGCCUCGCUGAUGUGGUCCAAAGGAAAGAAGAGCAAGAGUUUUGGCACCAGCUGGGCUGCAGGAGUUGCCGAAAGGAGGCGUACAAGGCACAUAUUCAACCACCUUAGGGACUCCAUUCCAGAUUUGUGUAGGGUUUAUUCCUUAGCAUUUAUAAGGGCACUACUGGAACACUCAAAGCAGCUCCGCUACAUCAGCAGGCUGAGGAGCCUUAUCUUCCCAUGCCUGGAGGGUCAAAUUUGACAGGUGGGUGGGGCUGCCCACCUGUCAAUCACCUGGCACUUAGUGGUACCAGGUGACACUGUGCUUUGAAGUCCUUUUGCAAACACACUUAUGCUGCUAUUUAAACGUCCGGUUUCCAGAAAUUUAUAGAGUAGCACAGGGCUAUUAUUAUUAUUACUAUUUUGCAAAACACUGGUCCAGAUGAAACAAUGAUAUGACUGCAUUAGGCAGCUUCCUCCAUUCCUCCGUUACUGAAGGUAUGAAUAAUUUGAUGCAAAAGACUUGGAGGAAGAGCCUUGAGCUCAGUGACAGAGCACAAAUUUUGCCCACCACCUCUAGUUAGGGCUAGAGAACUGCUGCCAGUCAGCUGUUUUUGGACUGCAGUUCCCAUCAUCCCUGACCACUGGUCCUGCUAGCUAGGGAUGAUGGGAGUUGUAGUCCAUAAACAGCUGGAGACCCAAGUUUGGGAACCCCUGGUGUAGACAAUACUGAGAUGGUCUGAGGCAGCUCCUCUCAUGUCCCUAUGAGCAUUUUUGCUUUAUGUUCUGUUCACCUCGCACUCCAACAGACGGCAGCUUCCUCACAAUACUCCGUUCAUUUCCUUCCAGGUGCAACAACAAGACUCCCUCUUAACCCUGAAGGAUGUGAUGAUCAGCAACUUAGCAUCCCGCCUCCAAGUCUUGGAGCAAACCACGUAUGACGGGUGUUUCUUUUGGAAAGUCCCCGAGAUGGGACUCAGACUGCAGGAGGUGCAAACAGGAAACAGGCCUGCCCUGUAUUCCCCUAGUGAGUUGACCUGAAAGCGCGAGGAGGAAAGAAAUGCAAAGGGGGGUUCUGGUUUUGUAAGAACGUCCCCUGUGAAGAGGGGCCAGUUCUUAAACUGUGGUGUAGUGGUAAAGAGCGGUAGACUCGUAAUCUGGGGAACUGGGUUCGCUUCCCCGCUCCUCCACGUGCAGCUGCUGGGUGACCUUGGGCCAGUCACACUUCUUUGAAGUCUCUCAGCCCCAUUCACCUCACAGAGUGUUUGUUGUGGGGGAGGAAGGGAAAGGAGAAUGUUAGCCGCUUUGAGACUCCUUCGGGUAGUGAUAAAGCGGGGUAUCAAAUCCAAACUCUUCUUCUUCUUCAACCACUCUGGGAACUGUAUCUCUGGGAGGAGAAUAGGGGUUCCCCAACAACACCCAGGACCCUUAACAAAACUACAACUCCCAGAAUCCUAUGGGGGAAGCCAUGACUGUGGUGUGAACAUGGCCUUGAUGUUAAUAAUAAUAAUAAUAAAAUUUUAUUUAUAUCUCGCCCUCCCCAGCCGAAGCCGGGCUCAGAGCGGCUAACAACAGUAAAAUAAUACAACAUUCUCAAAUACAACUUGGGAGAUGCAAGGAAGGGAUGUGAGUCAGCACCAAUGGUGCCUCUCCAUCUCCAGCCCAGCUUGCGACAAACCAAGUUUAUCCACUCGGGUGCCAUAACCCUGUCAGUUUGCAAUUCUUAGUGCAGAAAGUAUUGAUCUGAUGUGUAGAGAUCUUUCCUAUUCUACUUAAUUCAAGAGGGUUCUGGAAGCUUCUCUGUGUGAAAGAAACAAGCAGAAGGCUCGUGAUGUUUGAGUUAUUCUUUCAGAGAAGCUGAGUACAGCUGGCCUAAACAGGUUCUGCUACCUCUUCUGUCAAGGUCAUGCUGACUAUAAAAAUAGGCCAGAAGGAGCCCGGGUUUCACUUUCUCUUUCUUUCUUUCUCUCUCUCUUCCUUCUGGUAUGGUGUUCUGUACAUAGCAUGCUUAGUGUUAAGGUUUAGACCUAUUGUAAGUUUAAGUUAAGUCUGCUGCAACUGGAUUUCUUAUGGGCAGUGCCAAUCCUGAACGUUUUGGAUUUGUGACCAUUAUGCUCAUUUGCCUUCAGUAAAGCUCUGCUGGAUGAAAUAUAAUUGCCUCUGGUCUACAGUCAUACCUUGGGUUGAAUGUGCUUCAGGUUGAGCAUUUUCGGGUUGCACUCUGCGGCGACACGGAAGUAACGGAACGCGUUACUUCCGGGUUUCGCCGCUCAUGCAUGCGCAGACGCUCAAAAUGAUGUCACGGGCAUGCGCAGAAGCGGUUAAUCGUGACCCGCGCAGUCGCGGUUUGCGUUCGCUUCAGGAUGCAAAUGGGACUCCGGAACGGAUCCCAUUCGCAUCCAGAGGUACCACUGUAUUUUGGGGGAAUCCUGCAACGUGUUUCAGUUUUUACUCUGCUAACGAUACGCAUUGGAAUUUGCUCUGGAUCAAUAUUGAGUAGACUUUCAAUGACAGACCCACCUUUUUGACGCCACCUGUUUCCUUCCCUUUUGCCCCCAAAGCGUUUUACACCAGUCGCUACGGUUACAAACUCUGCCUCAAGCUGUUCCUGAACGGAGACGGGGCAGGAGCAGGCACCCACCUCUCACUUUUCCUCGUUCUGAUGAGAGGAGAACAUGACUUCCAUCUCAAGUGGCCUUUCCGGCACAAGGUACGGGGGCUUUUGUGCUUGGGGUAUAAAGGUAAAGUAAAGGGACCCCUGACCAUUAGGUCCAGUCGUGACCGACUUUGGGGUUGCGGCGCUGAUCUCGCUUUACUGGCCGAGGGAGCCGGCGUACAGCUUCCGGGUCAUGUGGCCAGCAUGACUAAGCCGCUUCUGGCGAACCAGAGCAGCGCACGGAAACACCGUUUACCUUCCCACUGGAGCGGUACCUAUUUAUCUACUUGCACUUUGACGUGCUUUCGAACUGCUAGGUUGGCAGGAGCAGGGACCGAGCAACGGGAGCUCACCCCGUUGCGGGGAUUCGAACCACCGACCUUCUGAUCGACAAGUCCUAGGCUCUGUGGUUUAACCCACAGCACCACCCGCAUCCCUCUGGGACAUGGUCCCACUAGGGGUAUAGGAGAGUCGAAUAAGAACCAUAAGGCAGCGGUGUGGAGCCUGUAACCUAACCUUCCAAGCAUUGCUAGACUCCAGUUCCCAUCAUCCCUGACUAGCUGGAGCUGAGGGGAGUUGCUAUAACAAAACAAAACAAAACAAAAACCCUAUGGAAAAAAGCGUAUUAAAAAUUUCCUGCUCUCUGCUGCCAUCUGGUGUUGCAUAUUUAUAGCACAUCAAAUCAUUGUUUCUUUUCUAAUGUUGGUGCGUUUUUAGAGCAGGAUCUGAAAUAUUUUCCUUGAAGCUGGAUUUGGUUUUAUUCUGGAUUGUUCCACUUGAUGUUUCAAUGUUUUUGCAAACCGCUUUGAGAUCCCCCCCCCCCAAAAAAAAUAUAAAGUGGUAUAAAAAUGAUAAUAAUAAUAACAACAAUAAAAACUCCAUGGAAGACGGUGCCUAGACAUGCCGUUGUGGUUUAAGGUUCCAUUUGACAAUGAGCUCAUAUAUAUCUAACACUGCCAAUGACGUAUGAAAGGCCACUUGGAAGCUGUGAUGGUUACAAUUUAUUUGAGAUUUGCAAUUGAGAGACAUGCCUUCUUUUGCCCUCUCCCCCCCCCCCCAGGUCACCUUCACUCUCCUAGAUCAAGUCAACAAGCGCCACAUCUCCACCUCCUUCCGCCCCUUGGAGACCUCGUCCUCCUUCCAGCGCCCCACGAGCGAAGCCAACGUGGCCAGCGGCCUGCCCGAAUUCUGCCCCUUGAACUUGCUCCAUGCCCCGGGGGCUACCUAUAUCCAUAACGACACAUUAGCCAUUCAAGCUGUGAUAGACACAAAGGCUUAGACUUCGGGUGACUUUCGCCCUUCCUACCAUAUAUGGCUGCUGCUCCGAGAGACCGAGGUGGCAAGUUUCCAAAGGCCUCUGCCCAAAGGGACCCUUUGCUGCAUUCUUCACAGUCUCUUCUCAAACGGGGUGCGACUGGAAAAAGAAAAAAAAGGAAACCUUUGGAAGCUUCCCUUGCCCCCCCCCAAACGCUAGCAAGACAGGGCAGCGAGCGCUCUGUGCUAUCCGAAGAGGAAGAAAGUAAAUUCAGCACCCAAAACAUGGCAGGCUCUAUAAACUUAGUAAUUUAUUCCAAGAGCUGUGUAGCGCUUUCGUGUAAAAUCCAGGCUGUUGCGGCAUGGAUGAAAGGUGUGAACUUAAAAAAAAAGAGUGUUUCUGCCUUAAUUCUAGUAUCUCAACAGGUAAAGCUUCCCCCCUCCCUGUGGCACCAUGCCAAGACUGCACCUGUUGGUUUUCCGCCUGCUGUACCUGAAACCAGCGACCCACCAGGCCUUCAAUGUUGUUGUUUUCUUCUCCCUUGCCUUCUUAGGACUGCAAAGUCAGGGAGGUUGUCAAGUUACCUGAAAAGACCUCAAUACACGAUGGUCUCCUCAGAAGCGCAGCGUAGCACCAACAGUCUUGUUUGUAGGCACCCAGAACUUUUGGCCAUUAAAGUAUUGAGAUAUGAGGUCUAUUUCCCUUGUACUACGGUGGGUAGGAUUUGUGCUUUUUACAAGUAUGGAUGGGUGAGCAUUUGUAGGUUUUGUGUUUUCGUUUUCCCAAAUGACUUGGAUGUGUUUCGCCGUUAUUUUUAUCUUACUAAAUUCGUAAUUGCUCUGGAACACAUUUGCGUGACAGGCAAUGGGAUAAUGAUCAUAAUAAUGAUCGCAACGACUGUAAAUGAUGUGAUACAGUCACGGUUGCGCUAAGAACAGGCCCCAACGCUUAGACUUGAUUUCAUCGGAACUGAGUUAAGAUGGUGGCUGCCAGCAACAAAAAGACCUUUGGAUUGAUUCGGCAGAAACACCAGCGUGUGAGGAGAUGCUGCGAACUUAUAGAGUGUAGCGUUCCCAAAGCAAGGAAGGAUUGGACUCUGAUUAAUAAAAUACAGACGAGGCUUGAACAGCAAGACUCUGGGAGGAGUGCGUAUAAUAAUAAUAAUUCUCUCCACCCUUCGGCCCAGGUUGUUUUAUUCACAAAAGAACUUUUUACACAGUGUUUGUAAGAACCAAUCAGAUUUCCUCUGAGCAUUUCAAAAAAACGUGGGGACAAAGUUAAAAGUUAAAACUACAAAGAGCUAAUUUGAGCAUGCAUAGUAGUCCAGAGUAAAUAAAAUAGGAAGCAAGGAGGAAUGCUUUUAGGAAACCCCGGAGGUCAUAAACAGGAGUAAACAGGAGAGGCGGGAUGGCAGUAUUUACCAUCUCUUUGUGAACUCUCUUCCUGGCCCUAAGAUUAACAAAACUAACAAUAGCUACAUCAAAGAAGCUACCUACUAUCUUUAUGACCCAGGAUGCCUGAUGAACAACCAGUCUGUGUUUAGAAUGCUUAUACAUGCCUGUCAGGCGUAGAGAAAUCAAAUGGCAGAGAUGGAGAAGCUUGUGGGAUUUGAUCAGAAAUUAUUGUCAAUGAAUCAAACCCGGUCAACGCAAUGCUUUCAUCGUGAACACAAUGGCUUGAUGCAUAUUUUAUAAUUCCUCGUAGUGAUCCCAUCUGAUCACUACAAUAGAGGGGAAUCACACACAUAAAACCCACACAGAAACGCAUCAUUGCUUGUUUUAACUUGCUUGUGGGAACAACUCAGAGACUGUGAAAGAAGGAAGGUUAACAACCGAAAGAAUUAGAGGAACCAUCGGAAGUGACUAUGUAAAGCAGUAGAAGUAUGAGAUGAUGAGAACCCUCCAAACUUAGAAUCAUAGAAUCAUAGAGUUGGAAGAGACCACAAGGGCCAUCGAGUCCAACCCCCUGCCAAGCAGGAAACACCAUCAGAGCACUCCUGACAUAUGGUUGUCAAGCCUCUGCUUAAAGACCUCCAAAGAAGGAGACUCCACCACACUCCUUGGCAGCAAAUUCCACUGUCGAACAGCUCUUACUGUCAGGAAGUUCUUCCUAAUGGAAGAAUUCAUUAGGAGAAGUUCCUCCUAAUGAAGCAUGGGAGGUCCUAUUUAAAAAAUUAUAAUUUGGCAGAAUAUUUGGAUUAUUUGAUAUGUAUAUGUAUAAUUUGGAAUAUUUAAUGUGAUUGGAUUGGAUUGUUAAAGUGGAAAAUUUAAUAAAAAUGAAUUUUUU
This is a messenger RNA of Podarcis lilfordi (Lilford's wall lizard), 16229 nucleotides long. NCBI's taxonomy places the organism in Eukaryota, Metazoa, Chordata, Lepidosauria, Squamata, Lacertidae. The record is from the annotation of a GenBank genome assembly.